AUGGGGGUGGGAACAUGCUACCGAAGACUCACUGGACCUUCAGGGUAUGUAACGGAUGGGCCUGGAAAUUACAAAUACAAAACAAAAUGCACCUGGCUCAUUGAAGGAAGGCCAAACACAAUCCUCAGGCUUCGAUUCAAUCACUUUGCCACAGAGUGCAGUUGGGACCACUUGUACGUGUAUGACGGAGAUUCAAUUUACGCUCCCUUACUGGCAGCAUUUAGUGGUCUUAUUGUUCCUGAGAAAGAUAGCAAUGAAACAGUACCAGAAGUUGUGGCUACUUCUGGAUAUGCUCUUCUGCAUUUCUUCAGUGAUGCUGCCUAUAAUUUAACAGGGUUUAACAUCACAUAUAAUUUCAAUAUGUGUCCCAAUAAUUGCUCCGGCCGAGGAGAGUGCAAGCUCAAUAACAGCAGCAAUGCUCUUGAAUGUGAAUGUGCCAAAUACUGGAAGGGAGAAGCUUGUGAUAUUCCCUACUGCACAGAUGAUUGUGGGGCACCUGAGAGAGGGCACUGCAACUUUAAUGAUACUAAGGCAUGUUUGUGCUCUGCAGGCUGGCAAGGCCCUGGCUGUUCAAUUCCUGUUCCUGCAAACCAGUCGUUUUGGACCCGGGAGGAAUACUCUCUUCCAAAACUUCCUAGAGCAUCUCACAAAACCGUAAUCCAUGACAAUAAAAUGUGGAUUGUUGGAGGCUAUGUCUUCAAUCAUUCUGACUCUCAGAAGGUUUUAGCGUAUGAUCUUAUUUCUGAAGAGUGGCUUCCACUAGACGACACUGUGAACUCCGUAGAGAUGAGAUAUGGUCAUUCACUGGCAUUACAUAAAGAUAAUAUAUACAUGUAUGGUGGAAAGAUAGAUGCGACGGGGAACGUGACCAGCCAGCUGUGGGUGUUCCACAUUCCCACCCAGACCUGGACUCAAGCGACGCCGAAAGCCAAGGAGCAGUAUGCUGUUGUUGGCCACUCGGCACACAUCGUCACCCUGAAAGACAGCACGGUCAUGCUGGUCAUCUUUGGGCACUGCCCUCUUUAUGGGUACAUCAGCAAUGUGCAGGAAUACAACCUGGACACAAAUACAUGGAACAUUUUACAGACGAGCGGAGCUUUGGUUCAAGGAGGGUAUGGUCACAGUAGUGUUUAUGAUCCAAAUACAAGAUCAAUUUAUAUCCAUGGAGGUUACAAAGCAUUCAGUGCCAACAAAUACAGGCUAGCAGAUGACUUGUACAAAUAUGAAGUUGAUUCCCGUAUGUGGACUAUUCUUAAAGACAGUAGAUUUUUUCGCUAUUUGCACACGGCUGUGAUAGUGAGUGGAACCAUGCUGGUGUUUGGAGGAAACACACACAAUGACACCUCCAUGAGCCACGGUGCGAAGUGCUUUUCUUCAGAUUUUAUGGCGUAUGAUAUUGCUUGUGAUCGGUGGUCUGUUCUUCCUCGCCCGGGUCUCCAUCACGAUGUGAACAGGUUUGGACAUUCGGCUGUGCUGUACAACAGCACCAUGUAUGUAUUUGGAGGCUUCAACAGCCUCCUCCUGAGUGACAUACUGAAGUACACACCCGAGAGAUGUGAAGCUUUUGACAACGAAACGGCCUGCUUGCGAGCAGGUCCUGGCAUCAGAUGCGUGUGGGCUACCACCCCUCCUUACUGCGUCCCCUGGGAAAUGGCGACGGUAGCGCAGCAGCAAAAGGUCUUUGAAGACUGUCCUCCCAAGCCAGUUGUAGACAAUGAAAAAUGUGAUCAGAUUACAGACUGCUAUAGCUGUACAGCAAAUACAAACAACUGUCAAUGGUGCACUGACCAGUGUAUCUCAAUGCAUAACAACUGCACAGAGGAACAGGUUCCUAUUACUCUAUAUGACAAUUGUCCUAAGGAUAACCCCGCCUAUUACUGUAACAAAAAGACAAGUUGUAAAAGCUGUGCCAUGGAUCAAAACUGUCAGUGGGAACCUAGGAAUCAAGAGUGCAUCGCUUUACCGGAAAAUAUCUGUGGAACAAACUGGCAUUUGGUUGGCAACUCCUGCUUGAAAAUUACAAACGCGAAGGAGAACUAUGAUCAUGCCAAACUGUCCUGCAGAUCCAAUGGUGCUUUGCUGGCUUCCCUCACGACCCAGAAAAAAGUAGAAUUUGUUUUAAAAGAGCUGCAGAAGAUGCAGUCUUCGCCCAAAACUUUGACUCCGUGGGUUGGACUGAGGAAAAUCAACGUGUCCUAUUGGUGCUGGGAAGACAUGUCUCCCUUCACCAACACACUGCUCCAGUGGCUCCCCGAUGAACCAAGCGAUGCUGGAUUUUGUGGUUAUUUAGCUGAGCCUUUCCAGCAGGGACUGAAGGCAGCAACGUGUAUCAAUGAAGUCAACGGCAGUGUCUGUGAAAGGCCAGCUAACCACAGCGCCAAGCAGUGCCGCACGCCCUGCGCCCUGCGGACGAUGUGCGGGGAGUGCACCAGCGGCAGCUCCGAGUGCAUGUGGUGCAGCAACAUGAAGCAGUGCGUGGACUCAAACGCUUACGUGGCCUCUUUCCCCUACGGGCAGUGCAUGGAGUGGUACACCAUGAGCAGUUGUCCACCUGAAAACUGUUCAGGCUACUGCACGUGUGCUCACUGUUUGGAGCAGCCGGGCUGCGGGUGGUGCACCGAUCCGAGCAACACCGGCAAGGGGAAGUGCAUUGAAGGCUCUUACAGAGGUCCGGUCAAGAUGCCAACCCCAUCUGCAACAGGGAAACACAGCUUGGAGCCGGUCCUUAAUGUCAGCAUGUGUCCUGUGGAGAACAACUAUAAUUGGUCCUUUAUUCAGUGUCCAGCCUGCCAGUGUAAUGGGCACAGUAAGUGUGUAAAUGAAAGCAUCUGUGAGAAGUGUGAAAAUCUGACAACUGGCAAACACUGUGAAACUUGUAUCUCAGGCUACUACGGUGAUCCUACUAAUGGAGGAACAUGUCAGCCUUGCAAGUGCAAUGGCCACGCGUCUGUCUGCAACACAAAUACAGGGAAAUGCUUCUGCACUACCAAGGGAAUAAAAGGAGACGAGUGUCAACUGUGUGAAGUUGAAAAUAGAUAUCAGGGAAAUCCACUUAAAGGAACGUGUUACUAUACUCUUCUCAUUGACUAUCAGUUCACCUUCAGCCUUUCUCAAGAGGAUGAUCGCUAUUACACAGCAAUCAACUUUGUAGCAACACCCGAAGAGCAAAACAGAGACCUGGACAUGUUUAUCAAUGCAUCUAAAAACUUCAACCUCAACAUUACUUGGUCCACAAGUUUUGCAGCUGGCACGCAGGCUGGGGAGGAAAUUCCAGUUGUUUCAAGAACCAAUAUAAAAGAAUACAAGGACAGUUUCUCCAAUGAGAAAUUUGAUUUCCGCAACAAUCCAAACAUCACUUUCUUUGUUUAUGUCAGCAAUUUCACCUGGCCGAUAAAAAUACAGAUUGCAUUCUCACAACACAGCAACUUUAUGGACCUGGUACAGUUCUUUGUGACAUUUUUCAGUUGUUUCCUGUCUUUGCUCCUGGUGGCAGCUGUGGUUUGGAAGAUUAAACAAAGUUGCUGGGCAUCACGACGAAGAGAGCAACUACUCCGUGAGAUGCAACAGAUGGCAAGUCGCCCCUUCGCCUCCAUCAACGUUGCCUUAGAAACAGAUGAAGAGCCGCCAGAUCUCAUUGGGGGAAGCAUAAAGACUGUACCAAAGCCAAUAGCGCUGGAGCCCUGCUUUGGGAACAAAGCGGCCGUUCUCUCUGUAUUUGUGAGGUUGCCUCGAGGACUUGGGGGUAUACCACCACCAGGACAGUCAGGUCUUGCAGUGGCCAGUGCACUGGUGGACAUUUCACAACAGAUGCCAAUUGCCUACAAAGAGAAAUCGGGUGCAAUACGGAAUCGGAAACAGCAACCCCCUGCACAGCCAGGAACCUGUAUUUGAUGCAUGGACAUCAGAAACUGUAUAGGGUUUUAAACAAAACGGAAAAGUAAUACCGAGGAGGAGGAUUUCCAAGUUGUGUCACAAGAGACUAGAAGCACUCGGAGAAACACAACUUCCUUGAACCCAACUUUUUCUCUCAUCUACGUGAUAGUUGGCUUUAUUUGACAACUGCUCCACUUAAGUUUUACUGACACGUGACUUCAGAUUGCUCCUUUGUUUUCUUCAAGUUUAAAGUAAAAUAAUUUUAUUGCAGGUCCAGUAACAUCUGAUCGCCGCCAUUCAUGGUCAGUGUAAAUAGAACAGUAGUCCAAUAUGAAUGACACUCAGGUUUAUACAUGGAAAGUGCUUUGUAGUUCAUGUAUUUAUCAAACUGUACAAAAAGAAAAAGAUGCAGUGUUUACAGGUGUCAGCUCUCAACACAUAAACACUACUAUUAAUCUUCAAA
This is a messenger RNA of Charadrius vociferus (killdeer), 4336 nucleotides long. RefSeq names its product attractin (gene ATRN). The transcript is spliced from 29 exons. NCBI's taxonomy places the organism in Eukaryota, Metazoa, Chordata, Aves, Charadriiformes, Charadriidae. The record is from RefSeq and is a predicted model, not a curated record. Gene Ontology annotation, molecular function: protein binding. The coding region runs from base 1 to 3891 and encodes 1296 amino acids. Gene Ontology annotation, cellular component: Golgi apparatus.